Messenger RNA from Frankliniella occidentalis (western flower thrips), 868 nucleotides. RefSeq lists its product as uncharacterized. Lineage: Eukaryota; Metazoa; Arthropoda; Insecta; Thysanoptera; Thripidae. Bases 503 to 853 code for a protein of 116 amino acids. The transcript is spliced from 2 exons. The record is from RefSeq and is a predicted model, not a curated record.
CCACGGUCCCGUCCCGUCUCGCCCGUUCGACUUCGACACUCUUUGUCCUGUACUUUUGGUUUCUGCCCCCCGUCUGCUCCCGGUGGUAAACAUUUGGCGCCAAACGGGCAUCCUGACAACACUGCUGCUCCCGCCUUUAAGUUUUAUUUUCGAACCGGCUUCGUGUGACUAUGUGACUGAAUUAUUAUGCCCCGUGCUGCUCAGACUCGUCACGGAAAGCUACUCCGAUGGUAUGGUAAACUGUCGAGCAGCGUCUCCAUUAGCCUAGCGCAUUAGCCGGCAUUAGCACUCCCUGCUCGAGCAUGGCUAAUCGGGAGGUUCUGACCCGGGUUCCGCCCCGUCUGGUCUGGACAGCUGUUUGCUCUUCGUAUGUUCAACGGGGCGGUGUGGCGGUGGUGGUGGUGAUGCGUUCCCACAGAGGACAGACGCCCUUAAAAGUCAACACCGUGGGACGACACACCGUCACAGGACCUUGCCCUUGUGUUGCAGUGGCGGUCGGGCCAUGGUGGACGUGCUGACGACCCGCGUCCAGGACAUGUACUCGACGUGGAGGCCCCGCAGCCCGGGGGCGCACGCCGCCUCCAACGCCCCCGUGGCGCAGCAGCCCGCCGGCGCCGAUGACGCGCUCACGGGCAUCGCCAUGAGGAGGAUGGCGUCCUACCAGCGCCAGCAGCGGCGCCAGGACAACCAGCGGAUCACCAAGCAGCUGAGCGACAGGCGUCUGUUCCACCUGAAGGACUCGCAGUGGGAUGUGCUCACGGACAACCCGAAGCGUCCCCUCAUGGGACUGGCUUGCAACGCAUGCAACCCUGACUCGAGGGUAAGUGGCCUUUUGGGAUUGGUUUGGUGCUGAAUUGUUCUAUUUAGA